Molecule: messenger RNA, 2984 nt
Organism: Amoebophrya sp. A25
Lineage: Eukaryota; Dinophyceae; Syndiniales; Amoebophryaceae
Source: the annotation of a GenBank genome assembly
CAAAUUUUGAGUUAUCAUCAAAGAAAUACUGAGGGUACGCAUACGCAAUCGAACCACAUGAUCAACAGGUACUUAUAAAUAUUAAGAUCGUUAGACCAUCUAUGACGCCCUUAAGGCAGUCUGCACUGAACUGCGUGCGAGAUCAAUUGGAUUGUAUAAUCAAACAACAAGGACAGUCAAUAUCAGGAUGUCCACCUCCCACAAUACUGCAGUGGAAGACUUGCGACCGCAGCGAGAGUUGUUGUCAAAGAUCUUCCCGAUUUUUCAUAGGUCCAGCAGUGACCCAACGCGAAGACCAGGUCAUGUGAGGCUGACACACUCACACGAUGAGCUCUCUUUGCGGUUAGAAUUAAGGCUCCCCCUAAUCCAUCUCCAUGGACAUCUCUCAAGCAUAAAUCGUCCAUCUCUAUUGGGGAAUGUCUCAAGCAUAUGCCAUAUGCACAUAGAGGAAUGUCUCAAGCAUAUGCCAUAUGCACCCCAAUACGAGGGAGAUCCUGACGCAUAUGCUUGAGGGCUUUCUACAGGGAUGAACAGGGGAGCGGUCUAAUAGAAGGAGGGGAGGUGGGAGGCGCGUCGUCGCCUAGUUAGGAGACUUGACGGAAGUCCUCUCUACAAUUUUACUCCAUAGAAAUACUGACUUUGAAAAGUCCUAGGUAAAUCUCGUAAAUACAUUUUCUUCACGAACUCGAACAUUUAUCUUUUUGGGUUAGGUAGAUUAGGAUACAUUCAUAAGUUGUACCUCUCAGUUUUACAGGACAACAAAUGGUAAUGGUACUAUCUACAGCUGUUUUUUUGUUCGAUCCGCAGCCAAGUGUUCUUGUUUCCCCUCAUGUUUUGACGUGGAGGGGAUUCGGAUACCCAUUCUCGCUCCUUGGUUUCCCCUAAUAUUUUGACGUGGAGGAGAUUCGGAUACCGAUACAAGCCCUCUCAAAUCUGAGGCCCAAGGACUUCAGUGUGGAGAAUAGCAGCUUGAAGCACCUGGUUGGAGGACCGACAGGUGGCGCUGCUGCAGGAGGAAGGGAUGGAAGCAAAGAAGCAUCAUUUAAGGCCUCAGCUAAUCCAUGAUGUGGUCUAUGCAGUUAUAAACAUGAGUUAAUAGAGAGACAAGGAGUAUAACGGUUCUUAAGGGAUCGUCAGCCGUCAGGAGUAUCGCUCUACUUGAGGGAAGAUCGUCCCCUCCACAGGCACGAACAUGAUGAACGAGUGGUAUAGAUAUUCUUGAGGGAAGAAGAUAAUUCCCUUUGUUCCCACAUGCAUGGUGUAAUGCGUGAGGAAUACUGUAUUCUUAAGGGAAGGUUCCCUUUGUUCCCACAUGCAUCAGGAGCUAGUCAGCUCUAAAUAAUCUGGGGAGAGCGAAGUCCUAGUGGCUGCCAUGAGCAGUCAAAGUGCGCAGUUCGAUCAAACCGUAGCUAUUCUCACCUUCCAAGAACAAGUGUCUUCAACAAACAACAAUACUAGUACUCCAAUAGCUGCAAGGAAUGCUGCACCAACGCUUGCACCAACUUUUUUAAGGCUAUUCAUGAGUAUCGUGAGCAAGGUCCAUGUCCAUCUCAGUUGGAAAAAUAGAAACAUUCAAGGAACAUCCGACGAAUCCCAGGGAAAAUGCAACAUCCGAAGAACCUUACAAAUAUUUAUCAUUAGCCCAACUUGUAUGAGUACGAGAACGUAGUCCUAGUCGUAGAACAUUGGUCCAACUUCUAUGAGUAUGAGAACGUACUAGUCGUAGCAUCAUUAUGACGACGUAGUCCUAGUCGUAAAACAUUAGUCCAACUUGUAUGAGUUUGAGAACGUGGUACUAGUCGUAGCGUCAUACGACGAGCCUAACUCUAACAGGGAUCCAGCGCUCUCUGCAAUUCGCAGGACAGGAGACGAGGGAUAUUUGGUUUUUUGGCUUAAAAGACCUGAUCACGGAACGAAAUCUGACUCGUUCACGCGGAACUAGGAAAAAUCCUACAGCCCAACCUAUAUCUGUGGAUGACGUGAGACUCCAAGAGCCGGAGACAAAGGACACGGACUAUUACUGUUAUGGUCGUCGUGGGAUCAGGAACUACUAUUCAUCUAGGUCGUACUAAGUGUAGAUGUAGAAGUAACAGUAACUCUUCUCCUUUAAAAGUCGGUCGUAACUGUAGAUGUAGUAACUCUCCUUUAAAAGUAGGUCGUGAUUGUAGAUGUAGAAGUAACUCUACAACUCCUUUAAAAGUAGGUCGUGAUUGUAGAUGUAGAAGUAACUCUACAACUCCUUUAAAAGUAGGUCGUGAUUGUAGAUUUGAAGUAACUCUCCUUUAAAAGAUAGAGAAGUUCAUCUUGUAAAAUGUUAUGCAGCUUAUGGUGCUGGGAUGUAAGGUGAGAUUAGCUAAGUGGAAUGUAAAAAUCUUCUACAGGAGGCAAUGUAAUAUAAUUUUCUGAUCACUACUUGUUCAUCUCUCUAAUCACCCAAAGUGAUCGUCACUGGGAGAGGACCAGCAACGGACGGGACGCGACCAGACGGGACGCGACCAAUCCGAGAGCAUGUCCUUACCUUAUGGCCCUAAAAUACGGUCGGCUAUCUACUUCAUAAAUCAUUUUUCCAUCUCCUCGUUUCCUUCUAAAAAGGUCUGACGACUCGUUUUCAAUGACCUUCUUGGGUUUUGAGCAUAAAUGUUGCUCAGCAGUUUCUUUCUUUGAAGUGAAAUCGUUUCUUGAAUCCUAAGGCCAAUGAGAGGAUUCUUCAAAGAUGAUCGACGAACAACAACCACAACUACGCAUCACGAUAAGUUCUAAUUUCGCUGUACAAAAAGGGCACCUCCUUGCGAAGUUGGAUAGACGAAAGAUUGUGGUCAGAAGUAAUGGAAUUCCUAGAGGCGCAUGGGAUUAUACCAAGUGAAGGCUUGCCUCUUUACAUUAAGGCUCAACAUUUAGAUUGGGGUCACCAUUUAGGUUGGGGUCACCAUUUAGAUUGGAAGGGGCGACCCCUUCUUGAGAGAACCAACGAACGGGGGAAAUAA